AUGAAUCCAACUCAUUUUCACGGAUGGAGAUUCGGCGCAUUAACCUCGUGCAUUCUGGUUGGGAUAUGCUUGGGCCUCAAUGUCGCGGCGACCAUCUAUGUUCGCGUGACGUACCCUCCAAGCAGCGAUAAUCUAGGACUCAUACAGGAGAGCGAUUGCGACCACAUUCACAGCGUGGACAGCAGGCUGCACUACGCCCUCAAUGUAGUGGCGACCGUGCUGGUUAGUGCCAGCAACUACAACAUGCAAUGUUUGACGUCUCCGACACGAGCCGAAGUAGAUCAAGCCCACGCUCAGCGUAGAUGGUUAGAUAUCGGCGUUCAUUCGAUUCGCAAUCUUUCUUUCAUUGGGAGGGCUAAGUUGGCAUUAUGGUUGGCUCUCCUAGUGAGCACUCUCCCUUUGCACCUCCUGUGGAACUCGGCUGUAGUGAUGACAACCACCUUCAAUGAUUACAGCGGACUCGUUGUCACUGAGAACUUUUUAGAAAGCCGCAGUGAUAUUGGACUAGAUUGUACCAGUCGGGCAAUGGAAGAAUACCGAAGCUCCAACAUGUCCAGCUAUGUCACUUGCUGGUUGUUUGAUCAGGCCCGGAACAACCGCAGCAGCCUGACGCAGAUGGAUCCCAGUCGUUGCAUCUCUACCUAUCAAGCCGGUUUAGAAGGGCGGUCGUUCAAUAUGCUAGCUGUUACCAAGCAGAGCGAUGCAUUGAACCAAUCGACAACCUUUCCCCCUCCGAGAAAUACGACUCUGCCAGUGCUGGCGUAUUUCCAUCCUCUGGACUAUCCGGAUCAGAUUGAGCAAUGGUGUAGCGGAUUGUGCCAACGAUGGGGGCAAGGCAAUAAUAGCACGAAGUUCUGCUUCGAUGAGAACUGGGAUGAAGCAGCGGUUCCAUUUGCUUGCCAGGAGCAUAAGGUUAACGGGACGGGUUGGGAGCCCAACGCGCUGUCGCAAACGAGCUCUUGGAUGUGCCACCCCGACGCCAUCUUAUAUGGUGAAUGCAGCGGGUCCGCGGCGACGAGGAAUGCCACGAAAUGGACCAUCCUACCGGAGCAUUAUGAGAUCGAUCAUUGUCUUGUAACAAAUGCCAGCCAUACCUGCCAGCUGCUGUACAGUCCGAUUAUCUUAUACAUUGCGAUUGCAUGCAAUACCAUGAAGUUCAGUUCCAUUCUUCUAUGUCUCCUUGUCUCCCGCGAACCGACUCUCGCAACCAUCGGUGAUGCAUUAGACUCUUUCUUAAGGUCCCCCGAUAUGGCUUCCAAGGGGCAAUGCCUCCGUUCCAAAAUGGACGACACGAUAUUCCCUGACCCAGACGACAUGGGUUCUACACAGGCACAACGUUGGCAGCAUGGAGAAGGUUGGUUAGGGCGGUGUUAUCAGGGUACAUCCGUGAGGCGCUGGGGAGCAUGCAUCCUCUUGUGGCUCGCCAGCAUCAUCGUAGGCCUCGUUUUCCUCUUCAAGGGCAUCAACCUCGUCGGGGCACAGAACGCUUUCACGAUGGGGUUUGGUGCCCUUAGUUUAAAUGCCAUUGUCAACACAUCCGGUUACCAAGGAGGCACGGCCGCGUCCAUUGUCACCACAUCGAUCGUGGCGAACCUCCCACAGCUGCUACUCUCUGGAUUGUACUUUAUGUACAACGCUGUGCUCACGGGCAUGGCAUCCGCCUAUGAGUGGAGUAUGUUCGCCUACCAGCAGACCACGCUUCGAGUGACCCUUCCCUGGGGAGCCCAGAGAGAAACGUACUGGUUACAGCUUCCGUGGAGAUACUCUCUGCCACUCCUCGCCUGUAGCACCAUUAUACACUGGCUGAUCUCACAAUCAAUCUUUCUGAUCAAUCUGAAAAUCUACCAGCCGAACAACGAGCUCUUGACACGGCCCAACACUCACUUCCCUAGUGCGAGUGAUAGUGGCGUGAUCACGGCCUGUGGAUACAGCCCACUUGCUAUCAUCACAGCGAUCGCCGUGGCAAUUCUUAUGUUUGCCGUACUCACCACAGUUAGCACCUUCAAGCUGAAGCCGGACAUCCCGGUGGUCGGCAGUUGCAGUGUUGCCAUAAGUGCUGCGUGCCAUCCCCCAGAAGAGGAUUCCGAUGCGGCAGGUAAGCCUCUGUCCUGGGGUGCGGUGCGACAUCAGGAGGGCGAUCGGCCGGGGCAUUGCUGUUUGACUUCGCAGACCGUAGAGACGCCACGAUAUGGCGAGUUAUAUGCGGGAUAG
This is a messenger RNA of Aspergillus oryzae RIB40, 2211 nucleotides long. RefSeq lists its product as uncharacterized. The transcript has 3 exons. The coding region runs from base 1 to 2211 and encodes 736 amino acids. NCBI's taxonomy places the organism in Eukaryota, Fungi, Ascomycota, Eurotiomycetes, Eurotiales, Aspergillaceae. The record is from RefSeq and is a predicted model, not a curated record.